AUGGAUAAAGGCAAAGCUAAGAAUCCUGUGGGAGAAUCCUCCGGGUCUAAUCUGAACCCGAAUGCCCAGCCCUUCAAACCUCCAGCAAAUGCACCGGAAAGAACCUUGUUCAUGAAAUUUUUCCCUGAAUUCCCACCAAUCUCUCGGCAAGCAAUUCACGAAUACUUUACAGGGCGAUUUGGGAACUGCAUUGAGUGCGUUUACGUACUGAAGCUAAAUUCAGACUUGGGAUUUAUUAUAUUCUCAAGAUCACUGUUUCCUUAUGUGAUAAUGGGACCAUUGGAAGAGGUGGUUUUGUUUAUCUGCAGUAGGCCGGUUCUUUUCAAGAGAUCCUUGGGAAGAGGUGGUGCUGUUUAUCUGCGCCAAGUAACAUUUUUUGGCUGA
Messenger RNA from Fraxinus pennsylvanica, 384 nucleotides. The record is from the annotation of a GenBank genome assembly. NCBI's taxonomy places the organism in Eukaryota, Viridiplantae, Streptophyta, Magnoliopsida, Lamiales, Oleaceae.